ACCUGAAGUGAGUGGUGGGUGCUUUCUGGGGGCUGAAACAAUGAUGUCACGGCAUUUGAAGUUCCUUUCUGAACUGUGCACACUCUUAAUGAUUUCAGAGAAUUGACCAGGCUUAGUAGCACAGAAACUUGGUGUGGAUUUUAACACAGGAAAUGACAAGAGGCAAAGUACUAUUGUGCUUUAUCGUUCUACUUGGCGCCUCUGGUGCAGACACAGGCCCCAGUCAAGCAGAAUGUGGCCAUUGUUACAAGAUUGAUCCUGGGACAAUGGCAGGCAUUAUUAUUGGAGACAUUUUCAUCACAAUCCUCAUUGUCAUCUCUGUGUAUUAUUGUGCUAGUCAACGGAAGGCCAGAAUGUUACGAGAUGAAAAGGUGUACAUGAACAUGCCAAACAGGGAUAAGUGGCCCAAUAUGAAAGCAUGAAGUUAUUCAUCAUUUGACACACCUUAGCAGAUUAAAACAAAGAAGAAAGGGUGAAAAAAGACAGAACUAAGCAUUUGUUUUUUUAUGUUAUUGUCAUCCUGUUAUAAAAUUCAUGUGAGUCACACUUGCAUGAUUUGUUUUUUCCUUUUAAACAGUGGUUAAAUUGGAAAGCUCAGAACUUUAUCAUGGCACAUACACUUCCCAACAUGUGAAGCUGAAGGGCAGCACAUGUUCACCUAAAGAAGCCCCUAACCUCCCCAUGGACAAAUCAUUUCAACCGAUUCAGCUUUCAAAAUGUCACUCUGUAGGCACCUUGGGGUCCCAUCUGCGGAUAGUUCUGAUGCUUCCAGUCACCCUGGACAUAUAAAUAAAUUCAGACACGGAUGGAUACGGUUAUUUUCUAAGAGUAAUAUUUUUUUUAAUGUUUGUCUUGUUGUAUGUGUAUUUUUUAGAAAUGUUUUAUCUUGUUAACCUUCUGUGCAUUUUUAAAAAUAAACUUACCAAAGUAUCUCUUCAGAGCAAUGUCAUAGGGAAGCAAUUUUCAUUUCUCAAAAGAACCAUCAAUAAGAAGUUCCAGAAAAGAACACUUAUUUAUUUAGAUUCAUCACAAAUUCCAUAAAUAACCAUGAACAGAUGGCAAGAUAUUUGUGAAAUACCAACUGUUUUGUGUUUUUAUUAAGGCUCUCUCUGCAAAUGAUCACACAGGCUAAGUAAGUUCAGGUCCUCUUGAUCUGUUGUAUCCUGCAAGAUAGCCUACUGUACAUUAGACGUUCCUCUUUCGUCUUCAGAUUAGGAACCUUUUCAAGAAAAGAACCAAAUUCACAUGCAGAGAACACUUGCCAAAAUAAAAUGUAUUCUUUGUCAAGCAAUGGUGCUACAAGGAACCAUAUAAACCCAGGAUAGUGCCGUUAGAGAACCAUUAUUUUUAAGAGUGCAUAGAAAACAAUUUAAUAGUGGAUAAAUGGAUGAGGGUUUGCUUUUACUUUACAAAAAAAAAUCAAGUGUAAAUUGAGAUGAACUGUGCGUUAUAUUCUUCAUGAAAUUGUCAUUAUUUAUGAUUAAUAAAUAAACUGUCUGACCCACUUGUAAGGAUAGCCAUCCAUCCAUUAUCCUAACCACAGGAUCACGGGGGUCUGCUGGAGCCAAUCCCAGCCAACAUAGGGAUCAA
Messenger RNA from Polypterus senegalus (gray bichir), 1590 nucleotides. It is a transcript of the gene hcst, whose product is annotated as hematopoietic cell signal transducer. Gene Ontology annotation, biological process: regulation of immune response; positive regulation of phosphatidylinositol 3-kinase/protein kinase B signal transduction. Lineage: Eukaryota; Metazoa; Chordata; Cladistia; Polypteriformes; Polypteridae. The record is from RefSeq and is a predicted model, not a curated record. Gene Ontology annotation, molecular function: phosphatidylinositol 3-kinase binding; signaling receptor binding. The transcript has 5 exons. Gene Ontology annotation, cellular component: membrane. The coding region runs from base 153 to 422 and encodes 89 amino acids.